GGCAGGAACUCGCGAAACUUGUGGACUAUUGUUUGGAAAAGGCAGGAAAUAAAUUUACUGUUACGACAUUCUUGAUUCCGAGGUAGCAUUCGACGAGCGAUGCUUGCACUAUGGACGAGGAAGAGCUCGUCCUGCAAUUCACGGAAGAACGAUCUUUGAUUACCUUUGGAUGGGUAUGUUUCCUCCGGUUGGUCUGUGUAUCUGCAUCUAGCGAUUUUCGUUGGAUUCACACGCACCCUUCGCAAGUUCGCAAUCCUGCGGGUCCUUAAAUUUAGCACAGAACCUCUUGCUUACUGGUCCUUUGCGAAGGCUUUAUGUCGUCGGUUGGCCUGCAUACACAUUCUGGAUUCCAGUGUAUGCUUCCGGAGUCUUUUGCCUUUGUUUGCGCACCAAAGUUCACUCCCAACUUUGAAAUUUUCUGCCUCACCGACCCCUCAGGCUCGCAAACAACUUUGGACUGCAAUGUUAAGGAAGCCUUCCGCCCGCACCCAGAGGUGCCGAUCUACACCGACGCAGACAAGGGGCAGGUGCAAAUGAAAGACAUCCCGCUGGAGAUCGUGGAUCUGCGAUGAUGCAGGGCUCAACGUUUUCCUGACUUUGAUCUAUAAUUCACAAACGCAGCAUUUCUGACGCUUGGCAUCUGUACAAUCCGCAUCCAUUACCCCCUACAUGCACACGCCUUCGUAUCGGAUAUAGCGCCUGUAAGAUGACAGUGGUAUCAUCCAUGUAAUGGACAGGCAUGUCUACAUUAAGCAU
Suillus discolor is the source of this 756-nucleotide messenger RNA. RefSeq lists its product as uncharacterized. The record is from RefSeq and is a predicted model, not a curated record. The annotation marks the transcript as partial. Gene Ontology annotation, molecular function: K63-linked deubiquitinase activity. Gene Ontology annotation, cellular component: endosome; membrane. NCBI's taxonomy places the organism in Eukaryota, Fungi, Basidiomycota, Agaricomycetes, Boletales, Suillaceae. Gene Ontology annotation, biological process: protein K63-linked deubiquitination. The transcript is spliced from 3 exons.